This is a messenger RNA of Annulohypoxylon maeteangense, 5330 nucleotides long. RefSeq lists its product as uncharacterized. The transcript has a single exon. Bases 225 to 4970 code for a protein of 1581 amino acids. Lineage: Eukaryota; Fungi; Ascomycota; Sordariomycetes; Xylariales; Hypoxylaceae. The record is from RefSeq and is a predicted model, not a curated record.
GGUAUUUUGAGUGAUGAGGCCAACGCAUCAAGUCACUUUUCUCUUUUUCAUUCUAACACGAACCUCCUACUUCGGAUCAAGAGAUCCUCAAUAAUAAUUCUAAUAACGAAACAAUAUUCAUGAACACCACAACUAUUUAAACUCUUCCCUAUCGAACCGUCGUCAAGGCCUGGUACACACAUCCAUAUUUAUAUCGCUCCCCUGUGUGAAGAGCACACUUUGUCAUGGGUGAAAAGGAUAUGCGUCUGCGUCUUGUCGUGCGGAGGGAUGGAUAUCCGGAAGUAAGACUCAUUUGGAAUGUGUCUCUAGAGAACGAUCCGACUAUCUCGAAGCUGCUGGAGAAGGUGAAUGAGACCUUCCCUCUAGAGAUCGAACAGAAAGGGCUGGAGAACUAUGUAGUCGAACUUCAUGACAACGAUGGCACAAGCUUCGAAUGCUUACACUUCCAAACUGUACGAUCUGUCCUAAAACCCGAUGACCGAGUUUUCAUCCGAGCCCUCGAUCGAGACGACAAUAAGCAACGUCGAAUCAGUGGCCGAUACAGGAUAUCAUCCGAUGGCAGACAUUUGAUUGACGGUAUCCCUUUUGGACGCCGUCGCCUGAAAGUUUCCAGUAGCCAAGCUCCCGUUGUUCUUCCUCCGCGGAAGCGUGCCAGACUUGCGUAUAAUCAGGAAGACCUAGACGACGACGACGAUGACGACGACUUCUUAGGAGACGAAGAAGACACACCUAUGCUACUUAUCACCAAUGGCGAACAAGACAGUGAAAUAGGGAACUCUUCGAGCGUCAGAAUAAAUGCAGAGUUCGAUGAUGCUGAUGCCGAUGCCGAGGAUGAUGAUCCCGACAGUGAAGCAGAGAUAGACGACGUAAACGAUUAUCCUGCACCUGAGCCCCAACCCGAAGAUUCUGAUCAGGACCAAUCAGAAGCACCAAGCGACGAAGAUAUAGAAGAUGAGGAGCUUGAGGAUGAAGAUCUCGAAGACGAACUUCAAGAUUUGAUGAAGGAUAAUGCCGAUUACAACACGGAGGAAGAAGUGGAGUCAGAAGUAGAGCAAGAGGCAGGAUCUUCUGACAUGGAAACUUCAGAUGAUGGAGGGUUAAAUAAGAUACUUGCACUGCAAGCUGCAUUUCCCUCGGCACCGGCGGCACUCUGCAAAAAGCUUUUAGAUAGCUCGAACGGUGACUUAAAGGCGACGUACAAUGGUCUUGUUAAUGCGUUUGAACCAAAACUUCCAGAAUACGCGUUGUUAGCUUUGUGUUCUUCAGGAGAACAGACGUCGCGAAAGACAAGUAUCCCUCAAAGUGGAGCGCCAGUGGGUACUACAUCGAAUGUAUGUGCAAAGGAAAGUUAUGACGCCACUGAGGAAGACGAGGAUCAGUGGGAAUCAGCUGAAGAAGAAGAUGAGGAAGAAGUUCCUGACUUUGUACGGCAAUUUGAUCAUCGCGGCCUUCCUCCUGGCUCAAUUACUUCAGGCAAGGGACUAGCGCAAAUGGCGGCGGUAUCCGGUUCGCUUACUAACAAUUAUAUCAAUGGCGAGAGCGAAACAACAUCGACCUUGAACGAAAGUAAGGGAAGCCCUGAGAAGGCAAUGGAGGAAGACGAUGACACAUCUAGCGACGAUACAGGCUUUGGCUCCGAGGACGAAGACUCUGAAUCCGAAAGUGAUGGCACUUCUGAAAGCGAUGAUAGGGCUCUAUCAGAUAGCGACGACGACGACGAAGAUGACGACAGCAAUAAUAGUGAAGUUGAUAGUGACGGUAAUAGUGUUGAUCUCGAAGACGAUGAUUCUUCUAUGUCCCACAAUGUGUCAUCCGGGUCAAAUUCUGGUUCGGAUAGCCUAAGUGAGGAUGAUAGCGAGGAUAACAGUGAAGACGACAACGACGACAACGACGAUAACGAGAGUGGACCGGAGGAGUCAUCUACGAGACUCCCACUUUCUAUACAACAACCAAGUGUUAAUCAAGAAAACAACUCGAGUCAAGACACUACUAGUAGCGAGUCUUCAAGUGAUAGCGAUAUAUCUUCCUCCGAAGACAAUUCCGAGGCCGAAUCAAGUUCGGAAUCUGAAAAUGAACAGGUCGAAGAAGAGCCGCCUUCGGAUCUCAAAGAGGCAGCAAGGCCACAGAUUGCCAAAGAAUCGAGUAGAGCUGCACAACAGAACCAGUUGCCCCCCGUAUCAGUGAAUCCGACUCCCGGGGCCAAUCCAGUACCGGUACCUCCAGGAGCCGGUAAGGAGAGCACAAAGAAGCGAAAUGCGCGCCGCCGGGCAGCAAAACGAGCUAAAAAGCAAGCUCAACAAGCUACAACUACAGAUACUACGGCCAUAAAUAAGGAAGCCGAGCCCCCUGCUCCAAUUCUAGACGAAAAGGCUCUUUUUGAAGCCAAACGUCAAGAAUUGUUGAAUGCGAUUGCUAAUGGUGGGGUGGAAAUUAGUCUAUCUAGCCAAUUAGACGACUCAUCGAGAGCUUCAAAUGCAACAAAAAGAAAGCGCCAGGAAUCGGACGGAGUUGACCAUCAGACUAUCCAAGAAGCUACACCCGCGAAGACACCCGCAAGCGAAGAUGAUCAGUCGUCAGGUUCGAUCCAGAAAAAGCGUCGAUUAGAUGUAGGCGCUGGUCGGAGAAUGCUCUUCGGGGCAUUAGGUCUCCGCAAUCCUAAAACUAAAGAAGACGAGGAAAAGCUACGAGAAAACCUUAUGAAGGAUGUUCGACCUGUUGAAAACCCGAGACUUAAGCAAGAUUAUAGUAACGCAGAGCAGGCAGACGGUGGAGAGGGAAAAUCAACAAACGACCCUGAUGCUUGGAAAAACAAAAUCAUCUAUCGAGCUGUAGAGUGUUGCCAAGAAGGAAUAGUGCUCAGCGAACCUCCUUUUCCGUUCAUCCAGCGAUGGGAUCCCCAGCAGAAAGGGUAUUGGUCUGAGAAGAAAAAUAAACGUGGUGGCCAAAGUAAGCGAGCACAGCGCAACGAAGCCCAUUUUUACCAGGACAGCCGCUCUAGCAAAAAGCGGAAGCACGAUGAGUCCGCUAUGUGGGACGAAGAGGGAUACGAUGACACAUUUAACGGCAUCGAUGACACUACCGAUGCAGACGUCGAGCUCAACUACGAUGAUCCCGAAGACGAUCAACAUAACGAGACGAACGGGCAUACUAAUGAUGCAAGCCAGUUCACCGACAUGGACGAUCUCCCAUCUUUGCCUUCAGAUUUGUCAACGCUCCCUGAUCUACGCCCCGGAGAAGUCCAAGCUGGUAUGGUGAUUACAUGGCAGCAGUGGUCAUGUUCGUCAGCAACCGGCUGGCAACCACAACUUUCUAAUGUGACCGGUGUCGUGGUUAGGAUUGACGAUGACGCUACUGGCGUGGAAGUCUGCCUUGCUAAACGGGACCGGUAUUUAGAUAAAAACGAGAAGAAAUAUGACCACAAGGGUCAGCGAGUUUAUGAUAGAUUCGAAGCGCCUGAUUUUGACGAGGAGGAGGAAGAAGAAGACGAGGGCUUUCGAACCAUGGGCUUUGCUGAAAUGCAACAGCCGAAAAUCCUUCAACAGCCGUUACCCGUGAUGACAACUCGCGAAGAACGUAUGGAGCCCGCUAGCAACCGCCCUGCUGAAAACCUAGCCCCGGAGGUGGAGCCAACUACCGCUACCGAAGAUAUGCAAACCGAUGCCCCAGAACAAUGCAACUCAGAACUAACGAAACAAAACGCGCCUAGUGUUGAGAAACCGCAGGCAUCUCAGGUUAAGCAGGGGCAACAAACCAGCGAUGGAUCAGAAUCGGGUCUAUCUCAAAUUAGUAGCCCUUCCCGACAGUUGCAUGAGAGCACCAGCCAAGCCAUCGGUGGAAUAAUCGGUGAUCGGUCUGCACAUGAUACUUCAAGCCACGGAGAUGUCACCUCGGAUAUUCCGUCAGAUAAACCUAGCCUUGAUAUCUCAGGUUCGGGAAUUCCGAGUGUUCGACAGUCAUCCGCCCCGUUGUUUGAUAGCCACGAGGAUGAUGUUGUUGUUGGAACACCAAAGAAAAUCAAAUCUAAAGCCAUUAUCCCCCCUUCAUCAGUGGGCAGUGCUCGUAGUGGACGGCAGCCAGAUUAUGGCAUGGACAUGAACGAUACACAACCGGAUUCAUUCAAAAAUACAGAUGAUGGAGUCUCAAACUCGGAAGGUCCACGUGGCCCAGGAUCCGAUGAGGACGUAUCGACCCCUACGCCAAAACCGAAUCGCCAGAGCCAGUCAACUAUUUUCAAGCAAGAGGGAACUGUAGAAAAUCACCAAUCAUCAUCACCGGCGAAUCCAUCAACUCCCAGCUCGCUGUCAUCUAUCAAUACUGUUUGGAACACGGCCCGUACAGCACUCUCUUCCAGGAAUACGCAAACUCCAUCUCAGUCUCAAUCUCAGUCUCAGUCCAUCACUACCAAAAUCCGAGCUCUAAAAGACCAAGAGUAUGAGGAAGCGAUGAGGAAACUUGACGAUUUUUCAGACGACCAGGAGAGCAUGUCAAGGGUUCCCGAUAGCUUCAAACAAACUAGCCAGGCGUCGGGGCUCGGUGGUGUUAACAGAUCCGACAAGCCUAAGCCUGUAGUUAAACCACGUUCGAAUUCACCACAGGUUAAAAUCUCGCCUCCUCCAACGAAGAGACGAAGAUCAACUAAACCGCCAACUCAGUUCACGCUUCCUCCCGGGACACAGGUGGUCGACUUAUCCUCGGAUUCGGAACCUGCUUAUGCAGAGAAUUACGCUGAUGACGAUGUAGAUGGAACCUAUUCUCCUGAACCGGACAGCUUUCCUAGAAGCAAUGGGUGGGUGCAUAAGAAAGCGGAUGUGAAGAACCGCAAACCAAGGAACGUGUCGGCGCCUAUUGGAUCCCACUCGACGAAGAAGGAAUUAUUUUCAUCGUCACAAAGCUACCAGCCGUCGUUACCUACAUCCUCUAUCUCCAACCCUAACCGGUUCAAAGCUCGGAAGACAAGCUCAAGAUUCUAGCUGAUGUUAUUUGGGAAACGUGGUUCUGAACCGGGCAUAUGAACGCUAUUAUCGUAGAAAUUCUGGUAUUCUGGUUUGCGGAGAUGAUUUAAUGUGUUUGCCCGGGCGAUUAUCAUCUAUGGAUACUAUAAAAGGUGAAGAAAUCCGAGAAAAUGAAAUCUCUAUGCACCACUUCGAGGUUCGAGACGGUAUUCAUAGAUAAUUAGGAUGGCGUGUAUCACAUUAUGCAUGUCCAUCCCCUAAUACAUGAAUAAUUUAGUGAGUUGUACUAGAUAGCUGAGCGAAUAGCUAAGCAAAUGAAGACAACAAUACAAAUAUUGGGGAUGAUCCGUUUUCACAGUGAAAAUCAUACAAUAUAGC